Molecule: messenger RNA, 1503 nt
Organism: Nicotiana tabacum (common tobacco)
Lineage: Eukaryota; Viridiplantae; Streptophyta; Magnoliopsida; Solanales; Solanaceae
Product: mitogen-activated protein kinase kinase kinase 20-like
Biological process (GO): signal transduction; protein phosphorylation
Molecular function (GO): ATP binding; protein kinase activity
Source: RefSeq, a predicted model, not a curated record
UAUUCCCACACUCACACUCUAUAUAUAGAAGUCAGCUACGUGAAACAGAGCUCAUUGUGAGUUGCUCUUUUUGCCUGCUCUCUUCUUCCUUUCUCUAACAGAACUCCAAAACUGUCAAAUUUCAGCUAAAAGAACAUCCAUUAAACACGCCAUGGAUUGGAUUCGAGGUGAAUCAGUAGGUCAUGGAAGCUUCGGCAAAGUCAAUUUAGCAAUACCCAGAUGCCAAAGCUCUCUGUUUUGUCCAUCAAUGGUGGUUAAGUCUUCUUCCGCUUCCUGUUCAGCUACUCUGUUGAACGAGAAGCUAAUCUUGGAUGAGCUUAAAGGUUGUUCACAAAUAAUCAAUUGCCUUGGGGAUAGCUAUACCUACGAAAAUGGCGAAAAGUUAUACAAUGUCUUGUUGGAGUAUGCUUCAGGGGGUGAUUUAUCAGAUAAGCUCAAGAAGUCCAGUGAUCAUAUAUUGCCGGAAUUUGAAGUAAAAAAAUACACCAAGGCCUUACUGAAAGGGCUAUACUACAUCCACAAGAGUGGUUAUGUUCACUGUGAUAUUAAGCUUCAGAACAUUCUUUUAGGUGAAGAUGGUCAAGUCAAAAUUGCUGAUUUUGGAUUGGCAAAGAGAACGAAAUCCAGAAAAGAUGAUAAAUUGCGAUGUGAGUUGAGGGGUACUCCAUUAUACAUGUCGCCGGAAAUGGUAACUGGUGGCGAACAGGACACUCCCGCCGAUAUCUGGGCACUUGGAUGUGUUCUGGUGGAAAUGGCAACCGGUAAUCCAGCGUGGAGAUGCACUGAUACGACCAGAUUAUUGAUGACAAUUGGAGUUAGUGAUCAAUUGCCCGAAAUUCCUGAGAAAUUGUGUGAAGAAGGAAAAGAUUUUCUAGAGAAGUGCUUUGUGAAGGACCCGAAAAAGAGAUGGACGGCUGAGAUGCUUCUAAACCAUCCCUUUGUAGCUGGUCAAACUUAUGAUGAUGACACUGUUAUAUUGAAGGACCAAACAUGCGAGAGUGGGACUCCUUCAACUUCUCCUAAGUGUCCAUUUGAUUUUCCAGAUUGGGUCUCUGAUGACUCUGGUAAAUCCUCAGCAACAUGUUCAAUUACAUCUCUGCCCUCGCCGGCAAUUCAAGAAUUGCGGAAUUUAAACGGCGGUUCAUGGUCCGCAGCGCCGGCUGAGAGGUUGAGAGUAUUAGUAGGUGAACACAGACCUGAAUCUGAAUGGUCUACAGCUGAUGGCUGGGUCAGUGUUAGGUGAUGUCAAUCAUUUAUUUAAGGUGAUAGAUGAACCUGAGAUAGAUUCAGAUUUCUGAAGAUUUUAUGCUAGCUGCUUCGAUUCUUUUAUUUCUUUCACUUCAGUGAUUAGGCUACCUAGGCCAGUUAUUUCGAUUCUUUUUGUACAGAGAAGACAGAUUCAUCGUACAUACAAAUGAUGAAAUUCCUUUAAAUUUUAUAUGAUUACAAUUGUUUGGGACUCACCAAGUGUACAGAUAAUUAAAGUAUUUUGUUUCUUUCUUA